UCUAGUGCUUCAUAAUAUAUCUUUCUUUCUUUGUAUCUUCAUAAAAAAAGCUUCGAGUGGUGUCACAAUACAAUAUUCAUCUUCGAUAUUUUUAUCUCAUCAUUUCAAUUCACACUGAGUUUAUUCCAUUAAUUUUCAAAGAAUUAAGAUGGCGGCUUAUGCAGCUUUAAUUUCUCUUAUGCGUAUCAUAGAUGAUAUUGAAACUCAUCCUUCCCCUCCGAUGUCUCUCGACAAACAACAAGUCCAAUCUCUCACACAAAUAGUUACCUUCUUGCAGGAAUUUCUCGAGGGCUACAAGUCACCAUACGAGUACAGCGACGAAUCAGAUCCCUUGGAGAUUCGCAUUAUGGAUGCAACUCAAGCAGUUGAAGACGUGAUUGAGUCUUAUAUAAUCGACACAAUCAAGCUUUCUGCAGCAGCAACUGAUGACAGUGGCGAUGAACAUAUCAGUUGCAUCCAUUUCUAUCAAGAUCUGCAAAAUGUGAUAGAAAAUAUGGAUUUGAUCAAGAAAGAAGUGACUACGAUAACAAUGGAGAAGGAAGUGCACAACAGAAAGGUGGCAUCUGGUGAUGGUGGUUUAAAAUCCAGUUCCAAUGAGAAGAAGCAUCUAAUGGUAGGGUUUGAUGAUGUGCUUCUUCGACUCCUGCAUAGGCUUACCGAUGGAAACACCAAUCGCAAAAUAAUCCCUAUUGUAGGGAUGGGUGGCAUCGGCAAAACCACUCUUGCAAAAGGUGCGUUUGAACACAAGCUUAUUAAGGAGCAUUUUGAUAUAUGUGUGUGGGCUACCAUUUCCCAAGUGUAUAAUAUAGGAGAAACUCUUAGGGAAGUUCUCACUCAAGAAGGAGAAUCCUCGAGCAAUAUAGAUGAGAGAGAAUUGAAACUAAGAUUACACAAGUACUUAUGGGGUAGGAGGUAUCUCAUUAUAUUGGAUGAUAUGUGGAGUAUAGAUGUAUGGGACAGGUUGAAUUUUUCAUUUCCUGAUUGCAAUAAGGGUAGUCGAAUAUUAGUAACAACGAGGAUGUCAAACUUGGCCGCCCAUUUGACUGAUUCCAAUAGCCUCUUUAAGAUUGGAUUUCUAGACAAAGUUAGCAGUUGGACUUUGUUCUCCAAAAUUGUAUUUGAGGAACAAAGCUUUCCUACUAAACUCGAGACUAUUGGAAAGAAAAUUGUGAAAAAGUGUAAUGGACUUCCUCUGUAUAUUGCUGUGAUAGGGGGUCUAUUGGCUAAAUCUGAACUUACACUAGAUUAUUGGGAGUUCAUAGAGGAAAACUUAAGUUCUGUAGUGAAUUCAGAUAAUGAUGAUUAUUGCUUGACAAUAUUGAGACUGAGCUAUAACCACUUGCCUGCCUAUCUAAAGUCUUGUUUUUUGUAUAUGGGAGUGUUUGAGGAAGACAGUGUAAUUGAUCCUUCAAAAUCGUGCAACUAUGGGUUUCUGAGGGAUUUCUUAAACCAAUAGACAACAAAAGUAUGACAACAAUUGCUGAACAGUACUUGAAAGAACUAGUUGAUAGAAAUCUCAUCCUAGUUCAUAAAUUGGAGAUACAUGAGAAUGUAGAAUUUACAAAAUUCAUGAUUUACUUAGAGAUUUAUCUGUGAAAGAAGCUGAAAAACAGAGGUUUUUCAUGUCUUGAGGGAACAAAGUCCGCAAGAACUAAUUAGCCAACAACGUAUUGUUAUUCCUAGAAGCACUUCAAAGGAAAAAAUCCAGGAUGCCUUGGAACAUAUGCCCUAUGCUCGUUCUUAUCUAGUAUUUGGUAACAAAGAAGUUUCUCGAUUCCCAAAUUCUAGGUUUUUAAGGAUAUCGCAUAUGUGUGGUUCGCUAAGUGAAGAGGAGUUUUUACAAUUAAACGUUUUUCAGUUGAUGAACUCACGAUACCAUGCUUUUGAAACUCGAAAGGAGUUUGUAAUUCCUUCUUCCAUCAAUCUGCUUUGGAAUCUAGAUACACUCAUUAUUCUUUCCUGGGAAAAUUUGAUUGAACCAACUGAAAUCUGGAAUACGUAUAAACUCAGGCAUCUAGAGCUUAAAGUUUCGACAUUGCAUCUCCUAGAUCCUCGGAGCACGGACGAUGAUAUUAUUAUCAUGGAGAAUCUAGAAGUGCUCAAUAGAGUGCAAAAUUUCAAUAUAAGUGAAGAUGAUGUUAAAAGAAUUCCCAAUAUCAAGGAAUUGAAAAUGACAUAUUGGGGGCAGCUAAUUGAUGGAGUGAAGUAUCUGAGCUGUCUUCACUGUCUUAGUAAACUGGAAUCCUUGGAGUUGUGGGCCCACUCCCUUGGCAUUCGAAAGUAUCUGCUGAAGAUCAAGUUCCCACCCUCCCUUAAAAUUUUGAUUCUCCGGAUACGAAGUGAUUUUGAGUGGGAGGACAUACUGCAAAUCAUAGGUUCGUUACCACUUCUUGAGAAGCUUGUACUACAUGAAGGCCGCUUCAAAACACGUGAGUGGGAAACAACGGAAGACCAAUUCCAGAGUCUCAAGUCACUAACAUUGUAUGGUUGUGGUGAUCUAGAACACUGGACAGUGUCAGAGAGCUCCCACUUUCCACAUCUUACAGUGCUCUGUCUUUUUGGGUUAGAUAAAUUGACGGAGAUUCCAUCAGAAAUUGGAGAAAUACCAACACUCACGUUAAUUCAAUUGUAUUGUUGCAAUGAGACGGUGGUGCUGUCAGCUAAAAAGAUAUUAGACGAACAAGAGGAUUUACAUGGAGACCAACUAGACCUUCUUGUUUACGCUACAGUUUGGAAGAAAGAUGAAGCGCUGCAGAAGUUGGCAACUUCCAAUUUUAUAGUUACAGUGGCGCGUUGGUCACCUAAUGCAUAGUCUAAUUUCACCCCUCUUUCUUUUUUGGGUUUUUCUAGUCAAGUCAUAUCACUCGGGCUUAUUUUGGGCUUUGUAAAUAUGUAGAAGCGGAAAUAGUCAACUUUCUCUUCCUCCUUUAAAAAUAAGAAAUUUUUAUUAAUUUGUCC
This is a messenger RNA of Salvia hispanica, 2958 nucleotides long. Lineage: Eukaryota; Viridiplantae; Streptophyta; Magnoliopsida; Lamiales; Lamiaceae. The record is from RefSeq and is a predicted model, not a curated record.